Molecule: messenger RNA, 1784 nt
Organism: Microplitis mediator
Lineage: Eukaryota; Metazoa; Arthropoda; Insecta; Hymenoptera; Braconidae
Gene: CDC50
Product: cell cycle control protein 50A
Exons: 4
Coding region: 188-1273 (361 amino acids)
Cellular component (GO): endoplasmic reticulum; Golgi apparatus; plasma membrane
Source: RefSeq, a predicted model, not a curated record
GAAAUACCUAGAGAACCUACAGCACAAUUGAUAAGAUAUUUAUGUGUCAUAUAUGUCAUUUAUUCAUGGAAAUAAAUUCCACAAGUAGAUAAGGCCAUGUUAUUAAAAUUGCUUUAACAAAUAAAAAAAAAAAAAAAAACCAAAAAUAAAUAAAACAAUUAUUUGGCUGUAAAAAAUUAGUGUUAUUAUGGCAAGUCCAACAGAAAGUACUCCAGUGUCAACAAAAAUUAAAAAACCUUCAGAUAGUGCCUUCAAACAGCAACGUCUUCCAGCCUGGCAACCGAUUUUGACUGCUGGAACAGUUCUCCCGACUUUUUUUGUAAUAGGAAUCGCAUUUAUUCCUGUUGGAAUCGGGCUAUUACAUUUUUCAAAUGACGUAAGGGAAAAAGUUGUUGAUUACACUAAUUGUGUGUCAAUCCACUAUAACAAUAACACUAAAUGCUCAGACAUAAUAGCGAAUAAUUCAAAAGCUCGAUGUGUUUGUCACGUUAAUUUUACUCUAGACACAGACUUUCCUAGCAAAGUCUACAUGUACUAUGGACUAACGAAUUUCUAUCAGAAUCACCGGCGGUACGUAAAGUCGCGGGAUGAUUUCCAGCUGCUGGGGACACUGAGUCAGACAGUGAACAGCGACUGUGGACCUUUUGCUUACAUAGAAGAGAAUGGAGUGCAAAAAGCCAUUGCGCCUUGUGGUGCAAUCGCCAAUUCUUUGUUCAGCGAUGACCUGGGGAUCGUAUCACUGGACACCAACAUGAGCGUGCCGCUGAUUAAAACGGGAAUCGCUUGGCCUUCAGAUAAAAAUAUUAAAUUCAAAAAUCCGCCUGGUAAUCUAGAGCAGGCAUUCGCUGGGUAUGAAAAGCCACGUGACUGGGACAGGUAUGUCUGGGAACUGGAUCCUGAUGAUCCAACGAAUAAUGGCUUUCAGAAUGAGGAUCUGAUUGUUUGGAUGAGAACUGCGGCGUUGCCGAAUUUUAGAAAAUUGUAUCGCAGGAUUAAUCAUACUGAUUUACACUUCAAAAGUGGCUUACGUCAAGGAAAUUAUCAACUACGUGUUAAUUACAAUUACUACGUAUCAUCAUUCCACGGCAAGAAAAAAAUGAUUUUAAGUACGACGUCACUUCUCGGUGGUAAAAACCCAUUUUUAGGUAUCGCUUAUAUCGUCGUAGGCUGUGUAUGUUUAGUACUGGGUAUUGCAUUAUUAAUAAUACAUAUUAAAUGUUCUAAAAGCACAAAUGAAAUAAUAAACGUCAAUCAGCAUACGCCGUACCAAUGAAGCUGUGUAAUUAAAUUAAUAAAAUAAACUACCAUUGAUUUAUUAUUUAUUGUCAAAGACAACCACUUAAGCACUUUAAAUUACAAUUGUUAAUUUACCAAGUGCAUGGAUUUUUUUUAUUUUAUUAUAUAGUCAACUGUUUAUGUACAAUUUAAAUAACUAACUGCCACACGGCUAUUAGUGAUCACUAAUCAGUAUAUUUUUUAUUAUAAAUUAUGACUUACAAAUUAAUUACUUCAGUAACUGAGUAAUAGUUCAUUCAAAUUAAAUAAUUAGUACAAUUUUUUUUUUUAGAAAAUUUUAUAUAAUUUCUUACUUUGAACAUCGCAUUGUAUUUACACGUUGUACAGACAACGACUUGCACGUAAUUAUAAAGUAAUUACUACAAUUGCGAACAUUAUUUACCUAUUUAUUAUUAUUAAAAUAUUUUUAAUUUUAAAGCAAAAAAAAAUUAAUACUUGUGUAUUAUUUAUUAGUGUACAGCAAAUAAAUACUAAUUAUUUUAAACGUU